GCAGCGCCUGGACGCGUACGUGCUGGCGCGCCAGGUGCCCACGCUGCAGCGCGCCAAGUACCACCCACCAAGAUCGUCUUCUACUUCGACUAUCUAAGCCCGGAUCUGACGUGCGUGAACUACACGAUCGAGCGCUGGUUCCCCGUGGCGAACAUGUCACGGUACCUGCCUAUACGUGUAUACGACUACUACGCUCCAGAGCGAUUCAACGAGACGAUAUUCGACGCGCUACCGACUUACCUAUUGAACAUAUGCGAGGUAUGUGGAUCUUCGCAGUGUCCCUACUGUGCGAUAUACAACGCGGCAGUGGUAUACACUCUGCCUACCACCUUACUGCUGCUGUCGAUAGCCUGCGUCGUACGAACGCUAUACGGCUCUUAGUGCGAUAGUAGUGACAGUUCUGGCCUCAUUGACAUGUUUAUUAUCAGCCCUGUAUAAUGCCCACUGUUGGACUCGUGCCCAACAGUGGGGAUAAAUAUAAUUGUGACCAAACCACUUUCCCUUGGAUAUUGGUGCAAAAUAAUAAAUACACGUAACUUCAAUGUAUUUAAAAGCCACAGAACUGUCAAAAAUCCAUACGCUUUAAAAUUAUAAAUGUAAGUAAUGAAAUAUUACAAACUACCCUCAUAGUGAAACUAUACAUAUAAUUUGAGGAACAACAUUAUAAUUUAUAACAUGGUAAAAUGGUUUUAAUUGAUUAGGCAAGAAAUUAGGCACUUUUUAAUGGUUGAUUGACUGACUGACUCCAAUCUUUAUACUUGGUCUGAAGUUAGUCACAUAUUUUGUGACUGAUUCCAGGCUUCCAUGAAGAUUGUCGUCAGAUGAAUAAUCUAAGAUACAAAAAUUAUGCACAAAUUUUAUAGAAAAACGCAACAAAAUCUUUCUAAUGAUGUACAAAAUCGUUAUAAUGUUGUUCACCAAUAAUAUCAGCGAUAUAUCACAAUGACAUGACUUUUGUAAAUAAAAACUUUUUAUAUACUUCAUGCUGUUCAUAUGUAUAAUGCAUAAGUUGACGCAUUUGCUGACAAUUUAAUCCAUCAAUCAUUGCCAGAUUUCAGGUUUGACUUAUUUGAAAAAAUGUGAUGGGGUAUUUUAUUAAUUUUAAAAAUAAUGUUAUUUCGUUCAUAAAUAAAGAAGAUACAAGUGUUUUAAUCUGACAGGGUAAUAGUCAUCGUCAUGAAUGCAUCGAGUGACGUCAUAGCUAUUAUAGUGAAUGCGCGCGAAAGAGAAAGCGAGACGUUCUCACUCCGUGCCAAUGCUCUUUAAUAAAAGCAUGUGAUUAUGUUCAUUCAUUUUACCAUACAUUUUAUUAGAAAGGUCUUUGAUUUUUUGUUGGUAGAGUUAAACACCCCCUUAAAUUUGAAAUUCUGUCAUUGGUCAACUUAUGUUUAAUAUACAGUGGACAGUGAAUGAUCAUUUGUAGAAAUUAGGUAAUGUUUCUUUUGUAGAUUUUAUACUGAAUGUUGCACGAUUGAAUCGAUUCGAAAGAUCAUAAGAUUUGCAAUAUUUUUUUUUUAUUAUUUCAAAAAGAUCAAGUGAUCAUAAAAU
Messenger RNA from Manduca sexta (tobacco hornworm), 1548 nucleotides. RefSeq lists its product as uncharacterized. The transcript has 3 exons. The coding region runs from base 154 to 381 and encodes 75 amino acids. NCBI's taxonomy places the organism in Eukaryota, Metazoa, Arthropoda, Insecta, Lepidoptera, Sphingidae. The record is from RefSeq and is a predicted model, not a curated record. Gene Ontology annotation, cellular component: extracellular region.